AUGAAUCCACAUCCUUUAAAAAAAGUAUUGAUCCUUUCCGGCCCAACUGGCGUAGGAAAGACCGCCAUAGCGGUUCUUUUAAGCUCUUUGCUAGAUGGAGAAAUUAUCUCCUGCGAUAGCGUUCAGAUUUACAAGGAGCUGGUGAUAGGAUCAAACAAAGAGCUGGGAUUACCAGUUCCCCAACAUUUGAUAGACAUUGUUUCGUGGAAAGAAAAGAAUUUUACCAACGCAGAUUUUCAUUCCCUUUGCCUUGGAAAAAUAGAGGAAAUAACAAGUCGAGGAAAAAUCCCUCUUUUGGUGGGUGGAACCGGAUUUUACACAAAAUGGAUCGUCCAAGGAAGACCAUCAUGCCCUCCGCCUUCAAAAGAAAUUCUUGCUGUCGUCGACCAAAUGACCGACAAUUGCGAUUGGGAAGAAGCUAUAAACUUGCUUAAAGCAGUUGAUCCUGAAUAUGCGGCUUCUUUAUACAAAAAUGAUAGAUAUCGUCUAAAAAGAGCAAUCGCCAAUCAUCUGCAAACCAACCAACCCAUGUCUUCUUUCAAACCAACAAAAGAGGACAUGAAAUACGAUUUUAGAUGUUUUUAUUUGUCUAAAGAUAGGCCGACCCUGUCUCUCUCCAUUGAUUGUAGAUGCGAGAAAAUGAUUUCAAAUGGCUUGCUAAGAGAGGUUGGUGAACUGUGGCUGCAAGGCCUAAAAAAAGAUUACUCGGCGGGGCGGGCCAUCGGUUACUCAGAAACUAUCGACUUUAUCGAAUCGCUUUGGGUCAAAUAUAGCUCAAUAACUGCAGAUGAGCAGGAUGAGUUUUUUAAAACCAAAGAGGUGCUUGCUAAAUUUAGAAACUAUGUGGAUUUAUUUAAGGCCUCUUCUAGGCAAUAUUCACGGCGACAAGAUUCUUGGCACAAGGAUUCCGAAUUUAAAUGGAUUGAUGGAUCGGUCUUGAAAAGCAAAUUUGAUUCAGUAGAAAUGGACCCCUUGAUAGCAACAUCAACGUACAUCACUCGGGCUUUCAACUUGUCGAGAUUCGAAUGGGACACAAGUGCUGAGUUUGAAGAAAUUCACAAAGAAAGUUUGUCGCUUAGAUGGUCCGACACGAUAAGAAAGUCAAUGAAAACAUAUCAGGCAAUUGCUAAAGAAAAUUUAAAGUCCAUUUUUACAUGCGACGACACUUGCCAUGCCACUAUGUUGGAUCAAUUGAAAUCGGUUUUCAACAAAAAACACACUAAUUAA
This is a messenger RNA of Mitosporidium daphniae, 1227 nucleotides long. Its product is annotated as tRNA dimethylallyltransferase. The transcript has a single exon. The record is from RefSeq and is a predicted model, not a curated record. Gene Ontology annotation, biological process: tRNA modification. Lineage: Eukaryota; Fungi; Microsporidia. Gene Ontology annotation, molecular function: tRNA dimethylallyltransferase activity. The coding region runs from base 1 to 1227 and encodes 408 amino acids.